CCUCCUCCUUCUCCUCCUCCUCCCUCCAUGGAGCGGCGCUUCGUAUUGAAGAGAGCGAGAAGGAAGCAACAGCGCUCCCUCUCUCUCUCUCUAGAAUGAAGUGAAGUUCGCGGCGGCGACGACGACGACGACGUCCCCGCGGAUCCUCCGAUGAGAACGCCGUUCGGGCUCCUCCUCCUCUCUCGCCUCCGUCAACGCCACCCGCGCUUCUCUUCCCACCGCUCCCUCUCCCUCUUUCCCGGCGCCGGCGGCAGCGGCGCCGGCGGCCGGAGCUCCGACGACGACGACGACGACGACGACGCCUCCUCCUCUCCCCUCCCGUCGCCUCCCGGCACCUUUCUGAGCCCCGAUCGCCCGUCGGCGCGGUCCUCGCUCCCUCUAUUCGAUCGCGGUUUCGGCUCGGAUCCCUCCGGACGCUCAACGGCCUUGACCGGUUCCCCCGCGCAGUGCGCUGGCCGCCAUCAUUUUCACUACCACCAUGGCUGGUCUUAUCGCAAAUUUUUCACGAGGGCCAAGCAAAAGCAUUUGAAGCCGAUAAAUAUUCACGAUGAACACAGUCAACGAGCAGUAACAACUGCAUUAUGGUGUAAUUUCCUUGUCUUCUCACUGAAGUUUGGUGUCUGGUUUGCAACCUCAAGUCAUGUUAUGUUGGCUGAAGUUGUUCAUUCAGUUGCAGAUUUUGCCAAUCAGGUGCUUCUUGCUUAUGGUCUUACUAGCUCAAGGCGCGCACCCGAUGCUUUGCAUCCUUACGGGUAUUCCAAAGAAAGAUUUGUUUGGGCUCUGAUAUCUGCUGUUGGCAUUUUUUGUCUUGGAUCUGGUGCUACGAUUGUUAAUGGAAUUCAAAACUUGUGGAUUGCACAUCCUCCGGAAAAUAUUAAGUAUGCAGCUUUAGUGAUCGGAGGCUCUUUCGUGAUUGAAGGCGCUUCUCUCAUUGUCGCCAUACAAGCUGUCAAGAAAGGUGCAGCUGCAGAGGGGAUGAAAGUGAGGGAUUUUAUCUGGCGUGGUCAUGAUCCCACAUCUGUGGCAGUUAUGACAGAGGAUGGAGCUGCAGUAACAGGACUUCUCAUCGCUGCUGCAUCAUUGGUUGCUGUAAACACCACGGGCAAUCCAAUCUAUGAUCCCAUUGGAUCUAUUAUAGUUGGCAAUUUACUUGGGAUGGUGGCAAUAUUUCUCAUCCAGAGAAAUCGACAUGCCCUAAUUGGUAGAGCAAUGGACCAACAUGAUAUGGAAAAGGUUCUUCGAUUUUUGAAAAAUGACCCGGCUGUGGAUGCUCUGUAUGAUUGCAAAAGUGAAGUGAUUGGACCUGGGUUCUUCAGAUUUAAGGCAGAAAUAGAUUUUAAUGGGGUAGUGGUGGUUCAAAAUUAUCUGGAGAGGACUGGGCGUGAGGAGUGGGCAAGACAGUUUCGUGAGGCUACAAAACAGAAGGGUGAUAGUGCACUGCUCGAGGUCAUGUCACGCUACGGUGAGGAGGUGGUUACAGCUCUUGGAAGUGAAGUAGAUAGGUUAGAAAAGGAAAUACAAGAGCUUGUUCCGGGUAUUCGGCAUGUCGAUAUUGAAGCCCACAACCCAAUUGACCAAUCUUCAUGAUCAUUCAUAUGGAUUUGAAGCAGAUCUGACCAUUUUUCUCCUUGUACGUUGCUCAAUUUUUGUCCACAGGAAAGAUUGAUUUUGGGGCUUCAUGCAGGCUCGAUUUUUUUUAUUUUUUUGGUCGGGACUUGUAGGCUCCAACUUUGAUCGCAAGGGGUCGAAAUCUUUUGAAGCACAAGAAGCCUUUUUGUAUUAUAGUCCAUGAUUAUUGAUGUAUAGCAGGAAGAUUUCUUUGGAUAGGAGAAACGAAAUCGUCAAUAAGAUCUCUCUCUCUCUCUCUCUC
Messenger RNA from Eucalyptus grandis, 1870 nucleotides. RefSeq names its product metal tolerance protein C4. Lineage: Eukaryota; Viridiplantae; Streptophyta; Magnoliopsida; Myrtales; Myrtaceae. Gene Ontology annotation, molecular function: monoatomic cation transmembrane transporter activity. Gene Ontology annotation, cellular component: membrane. The record is from RefSeq and is a predicted model, not a curated record. The transcript is spliced from 13 exons. Gene Ontology annotation, biological process: zinc ion transport; transmembrane transport. The coding region runs from base 151 to 1587 and encodes 478 amino acids.